AUGGAUGCACAUGCGAAAAGAUUUUUAUGGAAUUGUAUAUUCGCAUUAACUUGUAAAGAUCAUAAAUCAGUUGUAAUAACAUCCUAUUCAGUGGAAGAAUGUGAAACAUUAUGCAAUCUUAGUGGAGAAUUCAAAUGUCUCGGCAGUGUACAACAUUUAAAAACAAAAUUUGGUCAUGGUUAUAAUAUACUUUUUCGAUCAGAUAUUAAUAGUGAUACGAAAAAUGUCAUUAAUUAUAUAAAACAACAAAUACUAGAAACUGAUGCUAAACAAGAACAUAAUAAAAUGAUACAUUUUCGUGUAUCAAGAACUGUUCUAUUAGUUACACAAAUAACACUUGCUGAUGUAUUUAUUAAUUUUGCUAAAAUACAAGAAGGAAAUCAAACAUUAAAACAAACUUAUAAAACACAAAAAUAUUAUUAG
Messenger RNA from Rotaria sordida, 423 nucleotides. NCBI's taxonomy places the organism in Eukaryota, Metazoa, Rotifera, Eurotatoria, Philodinida, Philodinidae. The record is from the annotation of a GenBank genome assembly.